Molecule: messenger RNA, 417 nt
Organism: Echinostoma caproni
Lineage: Eukaryota; Metazoa; Platyhelminthes; Trematoda; Plagiorchiida; Echinostomatidae
Source: the annotation of a GenBank genome assembly
AUGUUGUGUGUUCAAUCUGAGUCCGGUGUGUCAAUCCCGAUCCGAGUCCUGGUAUCAGCCCACAGUCCGUCCAUUCUGGGCCUGCGAGUAAUUCGGCUACUAAAAGGAUCGAUCACACUGCAUACCAACAACGAUAACCUAAUCACCUCACUUCUUCAACAUUUGAUUGUACAGUGUUCCGGUAACGUUGGUGACAUGAAGGUACGGUCGGUAAACCUGGAAGUGGACGGUGAACCUGUUUUUCUAAAACUACGCGUUCUCCCAUACAGUCAACGGGAAGGUGUCCUGAAAGCGUUACAGAAAAUGGAACAGGAUGGUGUUAUAAACAAAGUUGAAUCCAGUGCUUGGGCGACCCCGAUUGUCGUGGCGAUAAAAGUGAUGGUAGAACACCACGGAUCUGUGGAGACUAUCGAUUGA